Molecule: messenger RNA, 933 nt
Organism: Hydractinia symbiolongicarpus
Lineage: Eukaryota; Metazoa; Cnidaria; Hydrozoa; Anthoathecata; Hydractiniidae
Exons: 3
Coding region: 1-933 (310 amino acids)
Source: RefSeq, a predicted model, not a curated record
AUGGCGGUGCCUUCCUUGACAAACUUAAAAAAAUGGUUUAUCAUCGAUGUAGUCAUACACAAAAACACCACGUCAAAACAAACACGUCAGAUAGCAAAACGCGAUAUGCCAUUGAGAGAUUACCAGGCUCACUUAGAAAGGAUAGGUGACUUUCUGGUAUGUGGCAUUGGUGUUUGGUGGCAUGGGGAGAAUGGAAAAUUUGUAUUCCAUGAUGGCGAGAAGGACGAUGAUUUUAAAAGGGAGGGUCCUGAAAUGACAAAUUUUAAAACACACAACUUUCAAUUAGUCGCGAAUGAAGUGCAAGCCUGUUGGAAAAGGUGUAUUACAGAAGACAUUGAUUUGCCUAUCACAAAAAUAAAUAUUUAUAACAGGGACGGUGAUUUUGAAAAUUGCAAGGUCAUUCAUAAUGAUGAGUUAACACUACUUAAUACUGAUGAUAAUAUUCAAACUGAAGAGGAUGAAAACACUGUGAUUGAUAUAUCAAUGGAGCAGCAACCUGGUUUUCUGAAUAUGGCAGAUGAAAAAAAUGAUUUUGACAGCAAAGGUCAUCACAUGGAAAAGAAAGUUGACAAGCAAGUCAUGCAGGUUGAACAAGAAAUUCCGUUGGAAUCAGAAAUUGCACGAAAGUUAAAGUUUGUCAUUGGAUAUUGUGAUAAAUUGAAAGAAUUCGACUAUCAUCAUAGUGUAUGCAAAGACACGAAACGUGAAUAUUCUAGAAAAAAGUGUAAAGUGUUGAUUACACAUUUUCGAAAGUUAGUUUUAGAUGCCGAAAGUGAAGCAGAAACCUUUAUAAAACAAUGGGAGAAAGAAUUUGUUAUAAAGAAUUCCAGAGUACCAAACAUCAAAGACUUAAAGACAAAUGAUAAUUAUAUGAAAAAGUAUAAAGUUGCAUAUGUUGGUAAAAAAAUACUUUGCCAGUGGAAAGAUACUUAA